AGCAUCCAAGUUGCAUUUUCUCCUCUCACCCUAACUUGAUUGUGAUUUCAGUAGACGUCACUCAUCUGCAUAGGGAGUAAAAUGCAACCAUCCUGCAAGGCUUUUUUGCGCCCUGAAACUCUCUGUAGCCUCGCCGUGUGAUAAAAGGACCUACUAAUUGCUGCAUAACCGAAACUACAAACAUGGAAGGAGUAGGAUGUUACUAGCAUCCGCUGUAGUGGUAUGGGAAUGGCUGAACGAGCACGGACGCUGGCGGCCCUACAGCCCGGCUGUCUGUCAUCACAUCGAGGCAGUCAUCCGGAGCGACCCGCGGUGUGGUAGUGUUGUCCUCGGCCAGGUGGACUCUCGCCUCUCGCCCUACAUCAUCGAUUUGCAUUCCAUGCACCAGUUCCGACAAGACACAGGUACCCUUCGACCGGUACGACGUAGCUUCUACGACCCCACCUCAGCGCCAGGCCAGGGCUGGUUGUGGGAGUGGGAGAACGACGCUGGCAGUUGGACGGCCUACGACACGGAGGUGGGCAUCGCAAUCCAGGCAGCACGCGAUCGUCAGCAGCCCUGGCUGGACCUGGCGCCGCUGGGUUUCUGCUACCUUAUUGACUUUGAAAGCAUGACCCAAAUCAACGGGCAGACACAGCGCUGCCGCCGCAUCCAGCGCCGCUCCGACCUGGCUUACCCGCUGGUGUCCGGCCCCUUGCCCAAAUCCCACCACGCCUGGGGGCCCAUGUCCAUGCCCAGCCAUGGAGGACUGCUUGGUGUGGAUGUAUCUGGAGUGGGCAUGGGGAUGCGGAUGAGCAGCAGUGGGACUGGAAACGGCAGCGCGUAUCCCAGCGGGGCACUCCCUGCCUCAUCCAUCACCUCCUUGGGACAGCCCUGCGCCUGUCAGCAGUGUAUGUUGGUGCUAAGUGUCAAAGCAGGCGCCAUGUCUGCUCACACUCUAGGUCGACGACCGCCACAGACCAAACCACCUAGUCCCAAAAUCAGCAGUUACUCUGUCCCAGGAGGGUCGUACUCACUAACCCUCCCUCGUCCUCCUUCCCUGUCACGGUCAUUUUCCCCCCACAGGACGUCCAUAGUCGGGGCGACAGGUGGCUUUAGUCUAGGUGGUAUGGGUGGUGCAGGAGGUGUUGGUAUCGUCGGUGGUAGUGGUGUUGGCAGUGCCAGCUUUGGUUACGGAGGAGGCUUCACCCACUCGCUUUCCCUCCUUGGCUCAGCCACCGCCGCCUUGUCCAUUUCCUCCACCCGUCCCCCUCCUCCACCUCUCCCCCCUCCCCCACCACCUCCUCCUCCACCCUCCACCACACUCUCAUCUGCUGCCACCUCUCCCCCUCACCCCUCCACCUCGUCCUCCCUCUCUGCUUCCUGUUCUGCCCCUACAGUGCCCGCUCCAGGCCCACCUAUCAUCUCCACGGCCGCCUCCACCUGCACGCCCUCGCCUUCUGCCCGCGUCCUGGGUCCAGUGUCUUCAUCUGGUGCUGCUGCCUGCGCAGCCCCCCUGCCACCCCGGUCCAGCCUAGCAGGGCUGAGCCGACCUGCACUGCAGCGUAUCGCCAUGGCUCAGUCACGUGCCCUUAUCGCCUCUGGAGUGCCAACUGUUCCAGUGAAGAACCUGAAUGGAUCAAGCCCUGUACACCCUGCGCUGGCAGGCAUUACAGGCAUCCUGAUGAGCGCAGCAGGACUUCCUGUCUGCCUGACUCGCCCUCCCAAGUUGGUGCUUCAUCCUCCACCGGUCAGCAAGAGUGACAUCAAGCCCGUCUCCGGUCUGGGCCACUGCUGUCGCAAGACCACAAAGAAACAGGCUCGUAAAGGGAAGACCCCUGAGGAGGUGGUGAAGAGGUACCUUCAGAAAGUCCGCAAUCCCCCAGAGGAGGACUGCACCAUCUGCAUGGAGGCCCUGGCCGGACCAUCGGGCUACAAAGGCCCAGGCGUGGGUGGCAUCUCCCGAGCCGAGUCGGUGGGCCGCCUGGCACAGUGUGGUCACCAGUACCACCUCCAAUGCCUCGUUGCUAUGUACAACAAUGGCAACAAGGACGGCAGCCUGCAGUGUCCCACCUGCAAGACCAUCUACGGAGUCAAGACUGGCAACCAGCCCCCGGGCAAGAUGGAGUACCAUGUCAUCCCCCACUCGCUACCCGGCCAUCCGGACUGCAAAACCAUCCGGAUAAUUUAUAACAUCCCUCCUGGCAUUCAGGGCCCAGAGCACCCAAAUCCAGGCAAACCCUUCACCGCCCGCGGGUUCCCCAGACACUGCUACCUCCCUGACAGCGAGAAGGGACGCAAGGUUCUGAGGCUUCUACUGGUGGCGUGGGACCGCCGGCUCAUUUUCUCUGUGGGUACAUCCAGCACCACAGGCGAGUCCGAUACAGUCAUCUGGAACGAGGUGCACCACAAGACGGAGUUCGGCUCCAACCUGACGGGCCACGGCUACCCCGACCCCGGCCACUUGGACAACGUUCUGGAGGAGCUCAAGGCUCAGGGCAUCACCGAGGAGGAGUGCCUACCGAGAGACUGAACGGAGACAUUCACACACUAUCCUGGGAAGGGAUCCACAGCUGGACAGAGGAAUUAUUUUCAAAGUCUGAUUAAAAAAAAAAAAAAAAAGAAACAACUAUAACCAUCAGAGAUGGAAAACAACUUCUAAAAGCAAAACUCUUUGCUGCGAAUAAAAUUUCUCCUAUGACUGCAUGAGUCAGUUUCGAUACGUGGGAAAUAAUGUUUUUCUCCCGAUGCAGUGUCAAGAUCGCAGAUGAUAUUCAGUGAGACAUUUGAGACCACUGUGCACAUACAAGUAAGUGUUAGAUUUAAAAAUAAAAAAAAAAUAAAAAAAUUAUACUGUGAGACUUCAUAUCAAGAAUGUAACUAAGUGAAUUUUGCUGAAUUGAAGUGUUUACCACGCCUACUACUGCUGCUGCUAUGUGGAACUGAAAGGAGGUUAAACUGGAGAAAAGAAGUGGAGGUCUGUACGUUUUGUCAAGUGUUAGUCCACAAGCAGAAGGAACUUGUCACUGCAGAUAAAUAUUUCAAGUGUAUAACUGGAUAUCUGAGCAUGAAUAUUUGCUGACCUCUAGUGGUACUUUUCCAGAACUACAUUCCUUUUUAGGUUUGAUUUUUAUUCAAUUGUAUUGUUGUAAAUUAUGAAUACUUGAUAUAUUAUAUGAUAUUGAUUCCAUUCUAUCAUGUUUUUUAUAAUUUAAUUUUGUUUUAUAUGGUAUGUUUCUUUGCAUUGUUUUUGGGUGUGGUGUGACUGAGAUGUGGGGUGAAGUUAAGAUAAACUGCUGGUGUACCAGAGUUUGCCUGACUUUAUAUGCCAUAUACCAGCCCCCUUUCUUUAAAAAAAAAAAAGAAAAAUCAUUUUCAGUAUUUUGUAUUUGAUAGGUUCAGAAACUGACAUUCCUUAAUUGUUCUGCCCUCAGAGCAUGGGUGCAUUUAAUAGCUUUCUGUCUUCUUGUAUCUGCGUUAAUGUUAAGGACUGAUAGAGGAAAAGCUACUAUGGAUUACACCAUUCCCCCCUGGAGGAGUAGAUUCCCAAAAAGCUAGGAUUGGACCUCCUGCUUGAGCUCAGACUUGCACAGAGCUUUCUACUUAGUAUCAAAAAGAACCAGACAGCUUAUAUCUACUGUAUAAUUGUGUAGGAUACACACACCAGCCUCAAAUGCUCUAAUCACACUACAAAAUGUGCUCACCAAUUGUUUUUGUCAUAUUAAGUUUUUGUCAUGAGCAGGUGCAGAAGAUUAUCUCUUGUUGUGGAUCCAGCUUUGGCCAAAAUGGUCCAGUCAGUUUGCAUUCGGUCCGUUGUGGACCGGUGUAUUAUGAGGUACGUGUACGGUAUGUGUUGACAUACUGAUGUAAGCCAACAUUUAAAGCAUUUAUACUUUAUGAUACUUUAUGUAUGCACUGUACUGUAUGUAUGUGUUUUAUGUGCACAAAUUUGCAUUAAACAUUUUUCUAAGGUUCAAUGAGAUAACAGAACUUUA
Messenger RNA from Perca fluviatilis (European perch), 3974 nucleotides. It is a transcript of the gene dtx4a, whose product is annotated as deltex 4, E3 ubiquitin ligase a. The record is from RefSeq and is a predicted model, not a curated record. NCBI's taxonomy places the organism in Eukaryota, Metazoa, Chordata, Actinopteri, Perciformes, Percidae. Gene Ontology annotation, molecular function: ubiquitin protein ligase activity; zinc ion binding. Gene Ontology annotation, biological process: Notch signaling pathway; protein ubiquitination. The transcript has 9 exons. Bases 197 to 2512 code for a protein of 771 amino acids. Gene Ontology annotation, cellular component: nucleoplasm.